AUGCACGUACCGGCGGCGUUUUACCGCGGCGGCACGUCGCGCGGCCUCUUUUUCCGCGCCGCAGAUCUUGCGCCGUUCCAGCCAAGCGUGCGGGACCAGAUUAUAUGUACCGCGAUGGGUUCUCCCGAUCCUGACCGCCGUCAGAUUGACGGGCUCGGCGGUGGUGUUUCGUCCUUGUCCAAGACCGCAGUCCUCUCUGCGCCAGGAGUAGGCCUGUACAACAGGGUGCUUGCAGAACUUGGAUCCGCAUGGGGUCUUCCUGGCAAGCCGUUUGUAGACGACCAGGCCAUGGCGAGCGAUCCAAAAACGGGGUGGGAUGUGGUGUACCGCUUUGGGCAAGUGCCCAUCGCACAAGGCACCACGGUUGAUUGGUCCAGUACGUGUGGAAAUCUGCUUUCGGCUGUUGCACUGUAUGCCGUCCAGAUGCGCAUCAUGCGCCAGGAAAAUAUUGCGCAGCGCGCAGCGGAGCUUGGCGCAGAGCACACGUUCCGUCUCCCGAUCCGGAUCAUGAUGGCGAGCCCGGGCACGCGUGCGCUCGUGUAUGUACCCAUGAUCCGGCGCGAUACACGCCAUGGGGCGGUCUGGAUGCUGUCCGAGGUCGACGAUACCGCCAUUGCGGGAGUCCCCGGCAAGGCGCCUGGGAUCACGGUCGAGAUGGCACUCGAGGCGUCUCCAUUGCCCACGGGAAAUGUCCGCGAUACUGUAGACGUAGAUGGGCGGACGAUUCCCGUGACUGUCAUCGACGCGGGUCUUCCUACCGUAUUUGUGCACGCUGCUGAUCUUGGCGCGUCCAGUGCACAAAUGGCAGGGCCCGCUGCGGCACUCGACACCGAUCGUGCGCUCCACGCGCGGAUCGAGUCGGUGCGCCAGCAAGCUGCACGUCUUACGCCAGCGCUCGCAGCAGGCCUGUGUUUGUCGGCGCCAAAGGUGUGUCUCGUGCAUCCGCGUGCGCCGUACACAACGUCGGGGGGAGUCGCGAUUGCUGCAGAGGAUAUGGACGUGCUUGUGCGCGCCGUCUCGGUGGGCGAUGCACACCGCUCCAUUCCCGCCACGGCGCUUUCGGCGUUUGCCGUCGGUGCUGCCCUCGCCGACUCGGUCGUGGCGCAGGCAAUGGCACAGGGCGGCGCAGUUUGUGCGCCGCCCGCGGCGAACCUGCGCAGCAUCAAAAUCGGUCAGCCGGCUGGCACAUCUACUGCCAUCGCCAAGCUCGGUGCACAGGGACCGGAGGCGAUUGUGUACGGGCGCACGGCGCGUAGGAUCAUGCACGGCACAGUAGAUGUGCCGCGAUCGGUGGCUCCGCGCUGGGAUCCUAUGUACAGUGAUGUAUUUGAGCGGCUCAAGCACCGCGCUACGUAG
This is a messenger RNA of Malassezia vespertilionis, 1356 nucleotides long. RefSeq lists its product as uncharacterized. The record is from RefSeq and is a predicted model, not a curated record. The transcript has 2 exons. Lineage: Eukaryota; Fungi; Basidiomycota; Malasseziomycetes; Malasseziales; Malasseziaceae. Bases 1 to 1356 code for a protein of 451 amino acids.